UUUUCAACCAAUGGAAGUCAAUGGGGUAUCCUAAAAAUGCAUACUUUUUUUAACCAGUGGUAAAAAGAAAAUGAAUAAAAAAGCUUUGGGUGCCUUCAAGGUAGUAAUUAUGGAGGGAGAGCGCAGGGGUAAUCAAUGCAGUGACAUGUAUGGCUUGACCCAUUGAAGUAAUUGCAGGAGGAGGGGUUGCUUUUAAUUCUGUUGCAGAGAAGGUAGAGAGAGAGGGGAGUAAAUGAGAGGUGGGUUUUGGUGGGGAGAGUAAGAGAUAAAGGUGGCUCUGUUGGUUUUUCGGGGCCCUUUCGGGUGUGCGAGAGAGAGAGGUUUUGUUGGGUUUUCAGGGUCUUGUAGGCCUAGAGAGAGAGACAAAGGGAGGUGGGGUUUUGUGUGGCUUUAAUUUUUGGGUUUUUUGGUUCCUUUUUCUGCACAGGUGGAAAUUGCGAAGGUGGUUUUAGUUGGGGUUGGAAACCAUGGAUCUGGGGUUUUUAGGAUCUGGGGUCUAAAUCACUGUUCUUUCUCUCUCAAAUGGCCUGUGUCAAAAGUGUUGGUGAGACCUCGUAUUUUAAAUGAAAUCUCCCCACUCUCUCUUGCUGAGCUUUCCUUAUCUCUCUAGGGUUAUUUGUUUCCUUUAUCUUUUCUGAAAGUUUGGUCUGAAAAUUGACCAGAAGUUCUUUGCUCUUUCCUGGUUUGUUUCAUUUGAAUUUCAAUCUCUGGCUUCCCUAAAAAAUGAGCUUCUUUUAGAGUUGGAAUCAGAUACCUUGGCCUUGAUCUUGUUCAAAAGUUUUGGUUUUUGAAUCAAAGUUUUUGGUUUCUUGUAAGCGCCAUGAUGUUAGGGUUUAUUUAGUUCAGGGGUCCCAACCUUAACAGAGUAUCUCUCUCUCUGUCUUUACCCGUUUUGGUGGGUUCCAUUUCUUUGAGAAAAGUUUUUGGGGUUGUUGAUCUUAUGGUCACAGGCUAUAAAUCCGCAGCCCCACUUGGAUUUAGGGUUUUGAUCUGAGAAACCAGUUAAUGGGCUAAAACUAGGGUUUUGGGGUUCUGGGUUUUUUGUAGUUUUGCUCAUAUUCAGGAGCAUUCAUGCAUCUAUCACUAUGGAAACCAAUAUCUCACUGUGCAGCUCUGAUCAUGGAGAAGAAGAGCAAGAAGAAAGAUGGCUCUGGUUUAACAGAGGAAGAGAAGAAGAAGAAGCCAUCAAUCCUAAGGCAAUUACAGGAGAGCAGGUUAAGAGAAGCUCUCGAAGAGGCUUCAGAAGAUGGGUCUCUCGUGAAAUCUCAGGACAUGGACUCUGACCCCUCUGCAACUCAAGAUGGAAGCUUUGGAAGGUCUAGAUCAUUAGCUAGGCUCCAUGCUCAAAGAGAUUUUCUUAAAGCUACAGCCAUGGCAGCUGAAAAGAUCUUUGACAGUGAGGACUCAAUCCCUGACCUCAAUGAAUCAUUCAAUAAAUUCCUUACAAUGUACCCAAAAUUUCAGACCUCUGAGAAGAUUGAUGAGAUAAGGUCUGAUGAAUAUGGGCAUCUCUCUGAAGUUGGGUCUAAGGUAUGCCUUGAUUACUGUGGUUUUGGGCUUUUCUCUUUCUUCCAACAAUUGCAAUACUAUGAGUCCGCUGCUUUUAGUCUAUCUGAGAUAACUGCAAAUUUGAGUAAUCAUGCUUUAUAUGGUGGAGCUGAGAAGGGAACAGCCGAACAUGAUAUAAAAGCCAGGAUCAUGGAUUAUUUGAACAUUCCUGAAAAUGAAUAUGGUCUUGUUUUUACAGUCAGUAGGGGCUCUGCUUUUAAACUUCUCGCUGAUUCAUACCCAUUUCAAACCAAUAAGAAACUUCUAACCAUGUUUGACUAUGAGAGCCAGUCUGUGAAUUGGAUGGCUCAAAGUGCAAAGGAGAAGGGUGCUAAGAUCUAUAGUGCCUGGUUUAAGUGGCCUACUUUGAAGCUCUGUUAUACUGAGCUUCGAAAACAGAUCAUGAGCACGAAGAGGAGGAGGAAGAAGGAUUCAUCUGUGGGGCUCUUUGUUUUUCCUGUUCAGUCUAGAGUUACAGGGGCUAAGUAUUCUUAUCAGUGGAUGGCUUUGGCCCAACAAAACAAUUGGCAUGUGCUCUUAGAUGCUGGUUCAUUGGGCCCAAAGGACAUGGAUUCGCUUGGAUUGUCUCUUUUCAGGCCUGAUUUCAUAAUAACUUCUUUCUAUCGAGUUUUUGGGUCUGAUCCAACUGGGUUUGGCUGUCUUCUGAUAAAGAAAUCAGUGAUGGGUAGCUUGCAAAAUCCAUCUGCAGGGUCUGGAAUGGUGAGAAUUGUGCCUGUUUUUCCUCAAUAUCUGAGUGAUUCAGUAGAUGGUUUUGAUGGUUUGACCGGAAUCGAAGAUGAAACUGUUGAUGAGGCCAAUGAAUUCUUGCCAGAAACUCGGAAAGGGUCUCAAUUGCCUGCUUUUUCAGGUGCUUUCACGUCAUCCCAAGUGAGAGAUGUGUUUGAUAACGAAAUGGAGCAUGAUAAUAGCUCGGAUAGAGAUGGGGCAAGCACUAUAUUUGAGGAGGCAGAGAGUAUCUCUAUAGGGGAGGUUAUGAAGAGCCCUAUUUUCAGUGAGGAUGAGUCUGAUAAUUCUUUUUGGAUUGAUUUGGGUCAGAGCCCUUUUGGGUCAGAUAACUCAGGCCAGUUGAACAGAGGGAGAUCAGGCUCUCCAUUGCCACCUUCCUGGUUUUCAAGCAAGAAGAAUCAGAAGAGGCUCUCACCAAAGGGCAUGAAGAAUUCGAAGAAUUCUCGAAGCCCCAUAUAUGAUGACCAUGUGCUCUCAUUUGAUGCUGCAGUUAUGUCAGUUUCUCAGGAGCUUGAUCGAGUUAAGGAAGUCUCUGAGGAGGAGCAGUCAAUGGAGCAUGAUGGAAGUGGCCGGAAAGGAGGGGCCUCCAUGGAUAAUGCCCCCCAGGUCUCACAUGCCACAAAAUCCCAAGAUUAUAUCGAAGAAAUACAGGAGGAAAGAGACAUAAAUGGAUCGAAAUUAGAAAACUCAACUCCUCGCUUCCAUGGAAAUGGCACUUCGAAAGGGGAAAUAUUCCAAGAAAGCCUUGGAGAGACAAAAGAGAGUGCCAUUAGAAGAGAAACAGAAGGUGAAUUCAGACUAUUGGGAAGGAGAGAAGGGAGCAGGUUUUCUGGGGGGAGGUUUUUUGGUGUUGAUGAUAAUGAAAGAACAGCUAGCAUGGGGCGAAGAGUCUCUUUCACAAUGGAGGAGAACACGAGGGAGAGAUUCAGUCACAAUUCAGAAGGUGGAGAAGCCUCUGCAACCACAUUAGGAGAUGAAGAUGGAAUCAGUGAAGGAGAAGCGGGAGACACUCAGGAUUGGAGUAGACGAGAGCCUGAGAUAAUUUGCAGGCAUCUCCAUCAUGUCGACAUGAUGGGUCUCAACAAAACCACAUUGAGGCUUCGUUAUCUGAUCAAUUGGCUGGUCACUUCACUCUUGCAGCUUCGGUUGACUGGUCCAGAGGGUGAAACUCCUUUGGUUAGUAUAUAUGGCCCAAAGAUCAAGUAUGAGAGGGGUGCAGCUGUGGCUUUCAAUUUAAAUAAGGGGAAUGGGGGCCUAAUUAACCCUGAAAUCGUUCAAAAGCUGGCUGAUAAAGAUGGGAUUUCUCUUGGUAUUGGGUACCUCAGUCAUAUUAAGAUAAUGGAGAACCAGAAGCAGCUUCAUGGGACAGUGGAUCUGGAUAACACUUCUUUAUGCAGGCCAAUCUCAAAUGGCCGUCAUGAUAGCAAGAACGUGAUAAUUCGAGUGGAGGUUGUCACUGCCUCACUUGGGUUUUUAACGAACUUUGAGGAUGUGUAUAGAAUGUGGGCUUUUGUGGCCAAGUUUCUUGAUCCAACCUUUGCAGAAGGUGAGGAAUUAACUGCUAUACCGGAGGCUGAAGAAAGUUGAUGGGGUAAUUAAGUUACAGCAUUGGGGAAAUUUGGAAGGGGAUGGCUGCCUUUUGCACCCACACAAUGAGGGGCUUCUUGUCAUUGCAGUUUUCUGGAGUUCGCUUUUCGGGUUGACAACAAAAGCCAAGUGUGGACUACAUUGCGUUGUACUAGCAAAUGCUAACCAGUAUCGGCUAAGAAGUGGUAUAUGGAGACAGGAAGAUAAAACUUUGCAUCACAGGUCCAAACUGACUUCGAUUAGGCUGGCUGGAUCCUUCUUCAAGCUUUGAAAGGCAAGAUACACUAUACAUAUCCUGUGUGUGUAUAAGGUACACAGCCAGGGUAUCCACCUCGAUCUCAAUGAUUGAUGGUGAAGAUUAGCUAUAAUUCUGAAUAAUGGGCAAUUACCCAGGUGAGGUUAAUCUCCAGUAUCCAAUGUUCAGAAGGGAUGGUGGAUGUUUCAGCAGUGGACCAUAUACUAUAUACUUUCUUUGUUGGUGUUCUUCCAUUGAUUGAAAUGCAUGAUCUAAAUGUUCUUUACAAUAAUUCAAUCACCAAAAUUUUCCU
Amborella trichopoda is the source of this 4430-nucleotide messenger RNA. RefSeq lists its product as uncharacterized. The record is from RefSeq and is a predicted model, not a curated record. Lineage: Eukaryota; Viridiplantae; Streptophyta; Magnoliopsida; Amborellales; Amborellaceae.